CAGAUAAAAUUGUAGCUAUGCUUGAGGGAUUCCAGAGCAGAAGUAAAGCUCAGUCAAUAGCACUUGUUUGUCAGGGAGGACCUGGCUUCUUCAAUCCAGUGAAAGGAAAGAUGUUCACAAAAGCUAAAUUUAAACAAGAUGAGGAGAUUAAAAGUUUUUGGAGUAAUCUUGGUACAAACAUGUCAAAACUUGACCCAGAACACACAAAGAUCCACAUUAUUGGCAAUAAUGUGACUGGAAAUGAGAAAGGAGAAAAAUUAUUGAAGUUUCUUUCCAAGGAAAUGCAACCAUCAAAAGUCAAGGUUGAGUCACCAUUAGAAUUUGGACAAGCAGGUAAAGAAAUGCUGGCCCUCUAUUUUGAUCAUGACAAGUACAGAAUAUGGAGAAGCAAAAUGCAUUCCAAAGUUUCAUUUACCCUUUGACUUUUUUAACCCUACAAUUGUGUAGUUUCCCUCCUUUUGGUCUCAUUUGUUAUGCAAGUUGAUGUAUCAUGUUCAUACAACACACUAAAUAAUAAGUUAUUAUUUAUUUAUUUCGCAUGGAAUUUUUCACUUCAAAAUUGAAAUGAUACAUUGUAUUCCAUACAUGUAAGUUAAAGGUUGGUCAGUUCAGUAAAUUUGUCCAUUCAGUCAGCCAUUGACAGGGAUGUCAAUGUUUUGCUUCAAUGUAAUAUUUUUUAAACUACCAGUAACCUAUAUAACCUAUAAACCCUUCAGUUCCCAAGAUCUUAUCCAUAAUUCCCUGUUCUGGUUGUUACACAUAUCUCAGUAAACUGGCUCUGAGAAUUGGGUGAAACAUCAAUAGCACCUUACAGGUGAUAAGUUUGUUGUUUCAUUUUCCCAGAGUAAAUUCAAUUGUAAGGAGAAGAUAUGGGACUUAACGUAAGAUCCCCUAAUUACAAGCCAAUAAUUAUUUUUUAAGUUCAGACUAAAUAUUUCCCUUGGUGCUUUCCCUAAAACAAAAACAUUGAAAGCAAACAAAAAGAGACAAUUGCAAACAUGCAAUAACAUCUUAAGCACUUACACAGUUGGAACUUGUUACAUUUAACCCUUUGACCACUAAGAAUGAUUUGCGUCAAAUGUUUCCCUACAAUAUCACCCCUGAAUCACAAACUAUCGUCACAUAGAAAUAAAAGAAACAAUCACCCUCUAAAGAAGCUCUUGGUUGUUAAACAAAUUAUACUUGUCAGCUGAUGUGCUGAUAUAAAGGUUUAAAAGGUUAAGCCACACUUCACAUUUUCAAAGAUCCCCUUCCACCCUCGACUGGAAAAAAAGCAGAGUUAUGCGACUACUGCUUCUAAGUGUAUGAAUAGAUAUGCAAUAUUUUGUUUUGCAAGAAUCUGACAGAUAGAUUAAUUUUUUUACAAUAAUAUGGAAAGAUUGUGACUGAUGAGCAUUCUUCUCUGGGUCAUUACAUCCCAACACUUUUUGUUGGCCUCAAUGCUUGAAGAGUUUGAUUCAAAGAGUACUUUUUAAAAAAAACAGAUAUUGUAUAUUUUUUAGUUAUUAAUACAGGAUUACUUGGAAAAAUCUAACUCCUGUGUCUCAAGAUAUUUAAUGCUUAACUCUUAUGGGUAAAUGAUAAGUAGCUUCUUUAAGUUAAUUGAAUAACUUAGGGUCCCUUCUACUGCACAAUUUCAAGUGUCAAUUUAAGUAAACAUUUCCAUAA
This is a messenger RNA of Pocillopora verrucosa, 1668 nucleotides long. The record is from RefSeq and is a predicted model, not a curated record. Lineage: Eukaryota; Metazoa; Cnidaria; Anthozoa; Scleractinia; Pocilloporidae.